Erigeron canadensis is the source of this 1113-nucleotide messenger RNA. Its product is annotated as GATA zinc finger domain-containing protein 4-like. The transcript has a single exon. NCBI's taxonomy places the organism in Eukaryota, Viridiplantae, Streptophyta, Magnoliopsida, Asterales, Asteraceae. The coding region runs from base 18 to 908 and encodes 296 amino acids. The record is from RefSeq and is a predicted model, not a curated record.
ACUCACCACACCACACCAUGGAUCCACAACUUCUAAUCCCCUCCCAACCCACCAAUUUUAACUUUGAUAGCACAAAAAGCCCGAAAAUUUUCACUUCAAAUGUGUUUUAUAGUGCACCAACUAGUCCAAAACAUUCAUCCACUUCUUUUGAUCAUCAAGACUCUUUUGCAAGUAGUACUAGUUGUGUUGUUGAACAUGGAAACAUGGAUGAUGGAUCAAAGGAAGAAUUUAACUAUGAUUUGGAUUUCGCUUUCGAUUUUAGUGGACAAUUGGAAAGCCCAUUGAUAUCAGCAGCAGAUGAAUUAUUCCAAGGUGGAAAGAUCAAGCCAUUAGACCCACAACCACCACCUAUGCCAAAAACCUAUGCAAAACAACAACAUUUGAUCAAACCAUACAAAAAUAUAUAUAGUCCUAAAAACAUUUUGUCACAAAAUACAACAAAACACAAUGCCUCAAGAUCAUUAUCACCCGGUAGACGAGUUUCAGACAUAUUAAUAGAUGAUCAACAAAAACCUUCUUCAUCAACAACAACAACACCUUUUGGGUUCAUGUGGUACAAUAAAUGGAACUUAAAGAACUUGCUAUUAUUUAGAAGUACAUCAGAAGGGAGUGCAAUGAUAUCGAAAGAUAGUAAAAGCACGAGUUUUAGAAGCAACGAUGGAGGUGGUUCGGUAACAGGAGGAUCUUCAAGGAGAAUGAAGAGGAAAGUAUCGGCUCAUGAAAUGCAUUAUACCGCGAAUAGGGCUGUCGCGGAGGGGAUGAAGAGGAAGACAUACUUGCCUUAUAAAUCAGGGUUACUUGGUUGUUUAGGGUUUGGUUAUAGUCAUAAUAAUAAUAAUAAUAAUAAUAAUAAUAAUAAUAAUAAUAAUAGUAUUCAUGAAACUUCUUUUAGAGGAAGAUCAUCAUGAAAAUUUUAAAUUUGUUAUUCAUUGGAAGUUACUUAGCUAGAGAUCAAUUGUUUUUGUAAAACUGGUUUGAUGUGUUUUCUAGAUGAAAUAGUAUUUUUCUUUGUGAAGGUAAAACUAUUCAUAUUGUUGACUAGUAUACUCGUAAUAUAAUUUUAAUUUGAUAAAAAAGGAUACUAAUUGUUAAUCACUUAAACUAUUGUCUAUU